Messenger RNA from Leptosomus discolor (cuckoo roller), 312 nucleotides. The record is from RefSeq and is a predicted model, not a curated record. Lineage: Eukaryota; Metazoa; Chordata; Aves; Leptosomiformes; Leptosomidae.
GAGGACGCGGAGCUGCUGGAGCUGGAGACGGCGCCCGAGGCCGGGGUGACAGGCGUCACCGUGGCCCGUGACCGUCACGGCCUCUACAUCACCAAGGCACCCAGAUCCCUGCGCAUCCACCCAGGCGACCAGCUCCUCAGCGCCAGGUUUUUCUUCGAGGGGGCCUCGCCUGAGGACGUCGCACGGGUGCUGGAGGGUGCCGGCCCCUGCAAGGUCUCACUCUGCCUCCGGCGUUGGACACCGCGCACCCGCAUCCCCCUCGGCGGCACCGGCACUGGCAGCGAGGGACACCAGGCGAAGGUGGCCAGGCUG